Ceraceosorus bombacis is the source of this 775-nucleotide messenger RNA. The record is from the annotation of a GenBank genome assembly. NCBI's taxonomy places the organism in Eukaryota, Fungi, Basidiomycota, Exobasidiomycetes, Ceraceosorales, Ceraceosoraceae.
AUGUCUAGCAGCAUGAACACGACGCUCAACAGGCUCAACAGCGUCACUGCUUAUGCCACAACUGUCCUCUUGGCAGUGCUGAGCAUUGUGGCUUACUCGGCCUACCCUCUGAAUCCCAAGCCGGAUCCGAAUGCCUUCUUGAAGGUGGACCAAUUGGAGGUGUGAGUGGGGGUUGUGCGGGCCUGACAGAAGAUGGCUUGAGAGACAGCUGUGAAGCGAUGCAAGUGGGAAGGGACAUGACAGCUCGUUGUGCUCACUGCCUCAUUCCUGAUCGUACGCUUGCAGCGUGAGAGCAAGAGCGACAUGGCAUUCGGAUCGCAGGCUGCAAGAUUAUCUAAAGGUGCAAUUCUCAGCCGAGCUAGAUCUGCGUCCUCUCUUCACUUGGAACACAAAGCAGAUCUUCUUGAGCUUAUCCGCCCACUACGCUUCUCGCGCAAGCGAGGACAAUAGGAUCGUCAUUUGGGACAGGAUCAUCAGGAGAAAAGAGGACAGCAGGAUCUUUAUCGAAGAUGCUGUCAAUCGAUACGCUUUCAGAGAAGUCAGCACCAGCUUUGCGUGAGUUCGGCAUCGGUGCAGUAUGCAAAAGUCACUGUGCCAACGCUCUCUAUGCCUCUCCACCUGCAGCAAUGUCAAUUCUACGUACUUUACGCUGCACUGGAACGUCAUGCCCUACGUCGGUGUUCUCGCAUACGGAGACGAGCUUUCGACAGCACAGCUACCCGUGCCCAAGCGCAUCGAGGGCGAUUCGAAGAAUGAGGAGAGGGUGUGGUACUGA